Rhineura floridana is the source of this 4247-nucleotide messenger RNA. RefSeq names its product ssu-2 homolog (gene SSUH2). Lineage: Eukaryota; Metazoa; Chordata; Lepidosauria; Squamata; Rhineuridae. The record is from RefSeq and is a predicted model, not a curated record. Bases 2134 to 3144 code for a protein of 336 amino acids. Gene Ontology annotation, molecular function: heat shock protein binding. The transcript has 12 exons.
CAAUGGGAUUAAUGCAAUGAAAUGUUUUUCAUUUUCAAAAAGAAUGCCCAGCUUAGAGGGAAUGGAAUCCUGAACAGGAGCACAUAUUUUAGGAGGGAGGAUACACUACAACAUUUGGUUGCAGGCACCACUUGUUGGAUUCUAUUUAUAAGUAUAUUCACAAGCUGCUUCUCUUAGCUUGGGACCACAAUACCUGAAAGACUGUCUUACCCCUUAUAUACCCAGUCAAUUUCUACCCUUUGCAGGUGAGGGCCUCCUGCAGAUACCAUCUUGUCAGGAGGUCUGUUCUGCACAACAUAGGAAAUGGACCUUUAGUGUGGCGGCACCUUUUAAACUAAAUUUAAAAUAAUUUGUUUUCAUGAGACAUGGCUAUUGGAGAGUUUCCCCCAGGUUCAUGGCUAUAGAUCCUUUUUCUAUCCUGCCACCAAGAAAUACAAUUUCGGACGAGGCAUGGGUGGGCUAGCUACUUUGUGAUCUCUGUUGACAUCAGAGUUUCUAUAUCAGUAUUACCUGGCUCCUAUUGUAGAGAUGCCUUUCUUCCAGUCCUGAUAGAACUUCCCAAUAGGACAAUUUUAGUCUGUCUUAAUACAUAUUUUCCUCCCUCCAAUUUACCUAACUCUUUAGAUCUGUGGGCUCAGUUUGGUAAUCUCUUGAGCUUCAUUAGCUUCAGUCACCCUACAGCAAGCCUUCUUAUCGUGGGUGAUCUGAAUGCUAGGAUUGGGAAUGCUUCUAUUAAGUUUCCAUUACCAGGACAGAUGGAUUGGGAAGAUUUUUUUCCCUUUGGGACAUCUCUGUAGGGAUAGGCAUCUCAAUCAUCGUGGGAAGCAUCUACUUAAGCUUAUUUUAAAUCAUAAUCUUGUUAUAAUUAAUGGCAGUUUUGGGGACAAAUAUAGAGGCAGUUUUACUUAUGUCAGUAACUUGGGGGCAAGCACUAUUGAUUAUUUUAUUGUUAGCCCUUCUUUCCUUGACUCUAUAAAAGAAAUGGAUAUUCUAGACCGCACAGAAAGUAACCAUGGUCCCCUUAUACUUUCGUUAGAUUUUAACAUUGCUGGUCUUCAGUCAGCUACCCAUCAUAAUUGGAAUGGAAAAGUUCUGGGGUCUAGAAGACUGAGAUGGUCUCAGUGUCUCUCUCAGUCUUUGACUAAUCUUUUGACAGCCAAAGAGCUAUCAUUUUGUUCUUAUUGCCUCUUGGGAGAAUACACUCCCUUAAGUAUGUAUCAACAGAUUGCAGACUACCUAAAACCUUUUUUAACUUUAUCUUGCAUGUCAUACCAGAAUUUCAAAUCAUUCUCCUCAUGGUUUGAUAAGGACUGUCAGAGUGUUAAGAGAACUUUGUCUAAACUCUCCACGCGACACCUAAAAUUGAAAACAGAAGUAGCUACCCAACAACUUAUUGAAUUUAGAUAAUUUUACAAACAACUCAUACGUUCAAAAAGCAUGAACACAAUGGGAGGCCUUGGGCCAAGCUGCUAUAGAAAACAACAAGCGUAAAUUCUGGGAUGUUGUUGCACAUGGCCUGGAUGAAGCAAGAGGGAUUACUGAGGCUCAGAUUCCAGUCAAUGACUGGACCAAAUAUUUUACUAAAUUAUAUAACUCUUUAUCAGUUUCUUCCCCUUUUGUAGAUCAUAGAAGUCUACCUGAUUGGGACCCAGUAACACCUUAUACAGUUAAAUCCCUGAUUGAUUUGAUUAAGUUCAAUAAGGCCCUGUGUGAAGAUUUUUUACCACCAAAACUUUUAAAAUCAUUUCCUAACUGGUGGGCCCCUGUGCUUGCUAAAUUGUUUACUGAGAUUAAUCUGACUGGUCUAAUUCCUCCUGGUUGGAAACUAUCUAUAGUUUAUUCUAUUUUCAAAAAGGGUAACCCUUCUCUUCCCCAGAAUUACAGACCGAUUAGUCUGCUGGAUAUCUCUUCUACUUGAGGUCAGUUGGGCCUCUGUAACACAUGGGACAACUGUGAUCCUCAGUGACUGGCCUGGGAUAGAAGGGCUCAGGUGGACUUUAAGCUACCCUAGAACUGGAAUCAGAGCCUGAAAGUCCUUUAGUGCCCCCUGCAGAUCUGUUAGAGCCACUGAGUCACUACGAGUGGACUUUUCGAGAUCAUGGCAGGAAAAAAUUAAUUCCACCUCCGGAGGUGAUGGAAAAGUUUUGCGAACAGAGAAACAACCCUGUAUUUCUGGAAUGCAGGAUCCCAAUAAUGACAGAUGACAUGGCCAGAAAUGCGCUCCUCAGCUUUGUCAAUUCCAAAUGUUGCUAUGGCAACAGAGCUGCAGGAGAGCUUGUCAUUCAGGAACUGAAGCCGCAAACAUUGUACAGGUAUCGACUGGAAACGUUUACUGAAACAAGAUUAUGUGAAUGGAAUUUUGAACCUUAUACCAAUGCUUUGGUAGAUGGACCACAAAAUGGUACAUCUCCUCAACCAUGGGAUAUUAGAGUUCAAGUUCCACAGAUGUUUAAGGAAGAUACAAAAAAGUUUCGUGUACCUCACUCUUCUUUAGUAAAGGAAUGCCAUAAGUGUCAUGGCCGUGGCCGAUACAAAUGUAGUGGGUGCCAUGGUGCAGGCAGAAUGAGGUGUGUUACAUGCAGUGGAGCCAGACAUAAAGCAAAAGCAAAACAUCUGAAACAUCAGAAGCGGUGUCAGAUGUGUUCAGGUAGUGGCCGCAAGAGUCCCAACUUCAAUUUUACAUCUAAAAGGUGCAGUACUUGUUCUGGAAGAGGCAGCAAAACCUGUACAACCUGCCAAGGAGAGAAAAAGUUGCUACACUUCAUCCAGCUAAUAAUAAUGUGGAAAAACAAUGUAUAUGAAUUCAUUUAUGAUAAUCAGUUAAACUUUCCAAGAGAACUACUCAAUAAAGUCACAGGAGAUAACAUAUUUAAAGAUGAAAACAUGGUGGUGUAUCCCCUUCCUGAUUUCCCUUAUCCUGAGAUCUCUCUGGCAUCACAAAGAGCUAUUGCAGAGCAUAAUGCCACGUUCACCAGCACAUCCCGCAUUCUACAACAGCGACAGACCCUAGAGCUAAUUCCGGUCACUGAAGUCUACUACCAAUAUGCAGAGGAGACAUACGUUUAUUAUGUCUAUGGAAUGGAGAACAAGGCACAUGUCCUGGACUACCCAGAGAGGUACUGCUGUGGCUGUACCAUCAUCUGACAGUGGGACAUUUUGCAAGGAUGAUUCCUAGUACAAAGCAAGCUAUUAUUCUGGCUAAAUUAUCCAUGGGUAUCUGUGGGUAGAAAUGAAUCUACCCAUUUACCAUGUCUAGCCCUAUGUUAUUUUGCUUGCUCACAGUGGGCAUCAGAAGACAGUAGUGAUCAUAGCCUUCCCAUUGUACUUACACUGCAGUUUCAGCCAUUCUUAUUGUACCUCUUUGGAUCUAAGCAUCUAAUAAAUCUAUUGUCUAGGAAGAGCUGUUGUAGAGGAAAAAGUGAUGGAACAGGAAAAACUCCAGAAACAUUUGCAGUAAACUAAGGAGAUGAAAAAGCACUUACAUUGAAUACAGUGGGUAAGAACAUAAGAAGAGCCUGCUGGAUCAGGCCAAUGGCCCAUCUUGCCUUUGACAUAUUGCCUUUGACGGUGGAAUCAUCAUAGCUAGUAGCCAUUGACAGCCUUAUAGUAUUGGUGGCAUCCAAUUAAUUCAUACUUGGAGCAGAUCUAUUGAAAACAAUGGACUUAAGUUAGCCAAAACUAAGUUAAGUCCAUUGAUUUCAAUGAAUCUCUUCAGACUUAGUUGGAUGCCACUCUAUAAGAUGUUAGUAGAGUGUAGUACACUGGGUACAAUAUAUUUUUGUAUAAGAUUAUUGUGUCUAAUCACUAUUUGUCAGCUUUCCUUUUGCUAUGUUUUAAGCCCCACUAGAUUAAGGGAUGGGCCACAGUAUUAGGCAGAAUGGAAGCAUCAUGAGAUCUACAUGCAUGUAGUUUCAAACAGUUUUCAUGGAAAGUGGGAUCUAGGUAGAUAACAGUAUGUUUUUCAGGAAACACUAUGUUCAGCAGGCUGGAUCUUGGAAAUCCUGUUUAAGCGCUGUUCGCUCAUAUACUUAUGCAUAAAAAUGGUUUCCACUUAGUAAGCACAUGGACAAUGAGGAGCAAUUCAAGAAAUCACCAAAGUAAUCCAUAUGCACUGAGAAGUUCCUUUCAUGGGUCACAAAGUUGCUUCACAACACUCCCUUCUUGUAUUUUGUAUACAUUUGUAAUGUGUGAAUCCAUCUUAUCUUGCUUACCCACCUUAUCUUGUUUAUGAUAUACAGGAAAAUAAU